GUUUUCGCACGCCCACACUGCACAGCUCUCAUCACUUACCGCCUUUUGUUGUUCCUCUUUCAUUUCUUGUUGUUUCACCUUUUAUACUUCAAAUAAACCCUUUUCUUUCUUUUACGCAAUGAGCGAUCGCGAUUGGGCUGAGGUGCAGAAGGCCGUCGAGGCGGAAUGGGACACGACCAUCAUUCCGGCGCUGUCCGAGUACAUCGAAAUCCCCAGCGGCAGUCCUGACUUCGACCCAGAGUGGGCGACCAACGGUCUCAUCGAGAAGGCCUUCCACGUCCUGAUUGAGUGGAUGAAGGCGCAGAACCUCCAGGGCCUCACCUACGAGUUCAUGGAGGAGAAGGGCAGGACGCCGUUCCUCAUUGCCGAGAUCGCCGGCACCGAGCCGACGAAGAACACGGUGCUCAUGUACGGGCACAUGGACAAGCAGCCGCCGCUGCGUCCGUGGGCGGAGGGCCUCGACCCGCACAAGGCGGUCCUGCGCGAGGGCAAGCUGUACGGCCGCGGCGGCGCGGAUGACGGGUACGCGAUCUUCUCCGCCAUUACCUCCGUCUCGGCACUGCAGCGCCACGGCAUCCCGCACGGCCGCGUCGUGGUGGUCAUCGAGGCGUGCGAGGAGUCCGGCAGCUUCGACCUGGACUACUACAUGGAGCGGUGCAAGGAGAAGAUCGGCAACGUGGACCUGAUGGUGUGCCUCGACAGCGGCGCCAUGAACUACGACCAGGUCUGGCUGACCACCUCACUGCGCGGCGUCACCGGUGGUGUGCUGAACGUGCAGACGCUGACGGAGGGCAUGCACAGCGGCGUCGCCGGCGGCGUGGUGCCGGACACCUUCCGCAUUGCUCGCGAGCUGCUCGACCGCAUUGAGAGCUCGAAGACCGGCGAGGUGCUGAUCCCCGAGGCGCACUGCGCGAUUCCCGACCACGUCGUCAAGUCCAUGGAGGCGAUGCGGUCGGUGCCCUUCAAGGAGCAGUUCGCCACCGUCGAGGGGGUCUCGACGGAGCCGGGCGACAACGUGGAGCUGGCGCUGCGCAACGCGUGGAAGCCGAGUCUAACGGUGGUGGGCGCCAACCUGCCAGAGCCGCAGGUGGCUGGCAACGUGAUUCGGACAGUCACGUCGCUGAAGCUGUCCCUGCGUGUGCCGCCGCUGGCGGAUGCGGAGAAGGCAACCCAGGCGAUGAAGCGGGUGCUGGAGGCGGACCCGCCGUACGGCGCGAAGGUUUGGUUUGAGUCGGAGGCGGCCGGUGACGGUUGCGCAACGCCGGAGCUGACGCCGUGGCUGGCGCGCGCGCUGAACGAGGGCAGCACGAUGGCGUACGGACGCCCGGUAGCCUUCCAGGGCAUGGGUGGUGCGAUCCCUUUCAUUGCGAUGCUGGUCAAGGCCUACCCGCAGGCGCAGUUCAUCGUGACAGGCGUGCUCGGCCCCAAGAGCAACGCUCACGGUCCCAACGAGUUCCUGCACAUCAAGUACGCGAAGGGUCUCACCUUUGCCGUCAGCCGCGCCAUCGCGGAGCACUUCCUCCACACCCCGAAAUAA
This is a messenger RNA of Leptomonas pyrrhocoris, 1537 nucleotides long. Its product is annotated as putative peptidase M20/M25/M40. The transcript has a single exon. Gene Ontology annotation, molecular function: peptidase activity. The record is from RefSeq and is a predicted model, not a curated record. Gene Ontology annotation, biological process: proteolysis. Bases 119 to 1537 code for a protein of 472 amino acids. Lineage: Eukaryota; Euglenozoa; Kinetoplastea; Trypanosomatida; Trypanosomatidae.